AUGCUCCGUUUGGCCGCUGGGUUUAAAGCUGGUUUUCAGCUGCAAGUUGAUUUCCCUUGGCUUUUGCCUGGGAAAUUCGUGAACUCACCAGUUAGCUGGUCAGCUGGAGUCCAUGGACUUCCCGCGUUUUGGGACCCGACGGUUCGUCAGCUGGGGGCCGAGCUCUUCUGCUGCGGCUUGCCGGAGCACGACCAGAAGCUCACCGAGCUCCUGAGGGAGGACGUGUCCGGCACCGUGGUGCUCUUCCCCUCCGACCUCGCCCUGCCCGCCGCGGAGCUGGCGGCGCUUGGCGACACUGAACCCCGCGUGCGGCGCGUAGUGGUGCUGGACGGAGGCUGGGCGCAGUGCAAGAAGAUGAACCAGUGGCUGGACCCAGCCUUGCCCAGGUGCUUUGUCAAUGCCUCGCGCGAGGAGUUCGGGGGCACCCGGCGAUACCGGGGCAUAACGAACCGCGUGCAGACUGCCGGCGCAUUUGUGGCACUGAUGCGCGACCUGGAGGAGGAGCCGGAGACUGUGGCAGCCAUCUCGGAGAGCUUGGGUGCCUUCAUGGACAGCUUCGUCGCCCAGAUGCACGAGGGUCGCCUCAAGGCGGCGCACAACAAGCUCCCCGAGCUGAAGGCACGCACCACGUAUAAGGAGCCGGCAGUGGAAGGCAGUGGGAAUGGCUGCCUUGCCGGUGAGGGAGGAGGAGCGGUCUCUACCCCAGGUGGUGGCAGCAGCAUUGGCCAUCUCGACCAUCGCGCAGCCAUUCUCAUUCUUGGUGAUGGCGCGGGCCUCGAAGUGCUGUACUGGACGGUGGAGAACCCGUGGGCAGAGGACAGCCCAAGCUACUUGGACUUUUUUCUCCAUGGCAUCAGCUGGGUGUUGAUGCUGAUUAGCUUCUUGUCUAGUCGUAUCCCGCUCUCCUGCCACCAUGGAGGUUGGCUAAUUGCUUUCGGAGUUGCAUGUGUUGUAUGGACCUAUUUCCACUUCGCCCUCAGGCUUGGCAUUCCGGGCGGGUGCGCGACCUAUGUGCAGCCCGACUGCCCGCUAUACUCCGUCCUGGACUGGCACAAGCCGCAGGUGGCUUCAACCACCAGUUUCCUGUUUUUAUCUGUGGCUUGUCCCUUGGCGAUAGUGCUGUAUGCCAUGCUGGCGCGUCUGCGGGACGCCUGCGACAACCAGCUGGAUUUGAGGGAGAUGGACGAUGUCGUCAGGCGCCAAAUGGAAGCCCUGCAGGCAAGGGAGCGCGAGCUGUUGAAAGCAGCCAUCGAGGAGGAGGAGCAAGGUUAUUGCUUCUGUCGCUGCCGGUGA
Messenger RNA from Effrenium voratum, 1293 nucleotides. NCBI's taxonomy places the organism in Eukaryota, Dinophyceae, Suessiales, Symbiodiniaceae. The record is from the annotation of a GenBank genome assembly.